Molecule: messenger RNA, 624 nt
Organism: Eruca vesicaria subsp. sativa (arugula)
Lineage: Eukaryota; Viridiplantae; Streptophyta; Magnoliopsida; Brassicales; Brassicaceae
Source: the annotation of a GenBank genome assembly
AUGGCGGCGGUGACACCAUUAGCGAAAUUCAAGCUCGUCUUCCUCGGAGAUCAAUCCGUAGGCAAGACCAGCAUCAUCACUCGUUUCAUGUACGACAAAUUCGAUACCACCUAUCAGGCAACAAUUGGGAUUGAUUUUUUGUCAAAGACAAUGUACCUUGAGGAUAGGACUCUUCGUCUCCAGCUAUGGGAUACUGCCGGGCAGGAAAGAUUUCGAAGUCUGAUACCAAGUUAUAUCAGAGAUUCCUCUGUUGCUGUCAUUGUCUAUGAUGUUGCAAAUAGGCAAUCGUUCUUGAACACAUCGAAGUGGGUUGAAGAUGUUCGUACAGAGAGAGGUAACGAUGUUAUAAUUGUUCUGGUGGGUAACAAAACAGAUCUUGUUGACAAGAGGCAAGUGUCGAUAGAGGAAGGAGAUAACAAAGCUCGUGAUUUUGGAGUGAUAUUCAUAGAGACGAGUGCAAAAGCAGGAUUUAACAUCAAGCCACUAUUCCGAAAGAUUUCAGCAGCAUUACCAGGAAUGGAUACACUCUCUUCAGCCAAACAAGGCGAUAUGGUUGAUGUCAACCUAAAGUCAUCUAACCAUUCGUCUCAAGCGGAUCAACAAAGUGGUGGCUGCGCCUGUUGA